This is a messenger RNA of Portunus trituberculatus (swimming crab), 6246 nucleotides long. RefSeq names its product glycoprotein-N-acetylgalactosamine 3-beta-galactosyltransferase 1-like. The record is from RefSeq and is a predicted model, not a curated record. Lineage: Eukaryota; Metazoa; Arthropoda; Malacostraca; Decapoda; Portunidae. Gene Ontology annotation, cellular component: membrane. Gene Ontology annotation, molecular function: N-acetylgalactosaminide beta-1,3-galactosyltransferase activity. The transcript has 11 exons. The coding region runs from base 284 to 1525 and encodes 413 amino acids.
GAUAAACAGAGAAGAGAGAGAGAGAGAGAGAGAGUCAGCUGAGAGGAGAGGCGGAGACGUGGCGCAUUUCACUCAAUAAUUAGAAGAAGAAAGGAGGAAAAUAAAGCGCCUACCAUUACGGAGAGGACAAAAUACGGCAGGAGGAGUGGAAAGCCUCCAAAUGGCAUUGAAUAAAAGGAGUGCAGUGUGUUGUAAGAGAGGAAUGGAGUGAGGGAGCAGAAAAGUAUCACCUCCGUCUGUCCACCAUUGCUGCCACCGCUGCCACCGCCACCAAGGAACCACCAUGGUUGUAAGCCGGAGCUUCAUUCUAACCUUAGGGACGGGAAUGUUCUGCGGUUUCCUAUCCUUCUAUCUUCUAAACAGCACAGUAACAGUCCACCCUCGGUAUAUAGAGGGCAUUAGCCCACCACAAAGCAUUUACAGCCACCCACACACCCAUGAAGACCUGGAGAAUGCUGCCGGGCCAGAGGGAAAUGUGGCCAUGCAUUCACACUCUGAGCCUCACCAUGCAGGAGAGGAUCUUGAGGCGGAGCAGCUCAAGGCCAAGGUACGAGUGUUGUGCUGGGUGAUGACCAACCCAAAGAAUCAUGAGAAGAAGGCCAGACACAUCAAGGCCACCUGGGCAAGACGCUGCAAUAAACUAGUCUUCAUUAGCAGUGUGGAAGAUAAAGAGCUGGGAACUGUGGCCGUCAAUGUAGGGGAAGGGAGGAACCACCUGUGGGAGAAGACCAAAGCUGCAUUCUCUUAUGUGUACACCAACCACUACAACGAUGCUGACUGGUUCCUCAAGGCUGAUGAUGAUACGUAUGUUAUAGUGGAGAACCUGCGCUACAUGCUGAGUCCCUACGACGCCAGCCAUCCCCUGUGGUUCGGGUGUCGCUUCAAGAAGUACGUGAAGCAAGGAUACAUGAGUGGAGGCGCUGGUUAUGUGUUGAGUCGGGAAGCACUCAGAAGGUUUGUGGAGCAAGGAAUACCCAACCCCAAGAAGUGCAGGCAAGACCAUGCAGGAUCUGAGGAUGUAGAAAUUGGUAAGUGCAUGCAGAACAUCGGAGUGCAGGCUGGGGAUUCAAGGGACAGCAUGGGACGCGGCCGGUUCUUCCCAUUCAUUCCUGAACACCACCUUGUGCCAGGCCACAUUGGACCCAAGAACUGGUACUGGGAUUGGAUCUAUUACCCCUCCAAAGUUGGUCUGGAAUGCUGCUCAGACACGGCCAUCUCCUUCCAUUAUGUGCUACCCAACAAAAUGUAUGAGCUGGAGUACCUGCUGUACCAUCUGCGUCCUUACGGCAUCAACCACCGCGACCCCUUCCCUCCCCCACUGCCCCCAGACCUCACCAGCAUCCCCCAGGAGGUGAUAGAGAAGUACACAAGGAACACCACACCAGCCAGUCCAAGUGAGACAGAGGAGAAGACACAGACUGAGAAAGAGACAGUGAGAGAGGCAGCAACAGAUGGCCAGGACCAGGAACCAUUGAAAGCCUCCACAGUGAUAGCAGCAGCAGACGUCAGGCCAAAACUAGUGUAGCAUUGGUGAGUCAUCAUAGAGGAUUAUUUUUCCAGGUCUUUGAGGGAGGAAGAAAAAAGAAGAGAGAAGAGAGUGGCUCAUUAUAGUUACAUAGCUAAUUACCAAAUAUUUUAGUACAAGACGUUCAUUCAUUCAGUGUGUGUGUGUGUGUGUGUGUUUAUUGUUGGACUUGUAUCAGUUAUUGUGCUUCUCCUAUGCUCAUUGUCAGAAAUGUGGGAAUAGAACAAUAUGGUGCUAAGUUUGUGUGUGUGUGUGUGUGUGUGUGUGUGUGUGUGUGUGUGUGUGUGUGUGUGUUAUAUGCUGGGAUUGAAGAGCUUUCCCAUUACUGUGCCAUAAAGUUUAAUUAUGAACUGUUUCUAGUCACAAAGGAAAGCCAAAUCAAUGAAGUGAAGUGACAAACAAGAUGUGGUUUAAAGCAGUAUGAGAAUGUAGGAAUAUACUUUCAUAAGUUCAGUUUCUUCAUCUUUUCCAGCAAAACAUCUCCAAGGGAACAAUAAUAUAUUUUAAACUUCUUAUUUAGGUAUGGGUGCAACCUUAAUACCUCAUGGUGGAGCUUGAAAAAGUAUAACACUUUCUCAUACAAAUACAGAUGUCACCAGUAUUUCUGGCAUACUAUUUUUUGAAAAGUGGGAUAAAACUUUGUGUCUUAUUAACCAGCUUAGUUUAUCUUUAUUUCACUUUUCAGUUCAAGAAAUGGAAAAUCUCUCAAACUUGAGAACAUGUGUGUAAAACCUGUAAGAUUUUGUCCACUAGUAUUGUACACUUCAGUGAUAACCAUUCCUUCCUUCCUUCCACAUGAUAUCAGACUAACAUACAUUAACGCAGUGCAAGAUAGGAAACAAUUUCACGAUGAAGAGGCAUGGUAAAUCAAUGUGUGUAUUUGGUCCUUGCUAUGUCUGAGCCAUCUUGUGUAGGUAUAUAGAUAGGUAAGGCACAGGUAGCUCAUAAUUAGAGGAGACUAGAAAUGUAUCUUAGUAACCAGGAGACCUUUACCAUUCAGUUUAGUUACCAAUGGGAGGUGUGAAAAACAUUUCUCAUCUUCUUCAGGCUCUAUUACAUUCACAAUUGCAGAUAUUUUUAAUCAUACAUUCCUGUUGCAUGUCAUUCCAAUAUCAGUCUCAGAAAGAGAGAGAGAGAGAGAGAGAAAGAGAGUUGAUGAAAGUGUCAGUCACAAUUCCCUUCAUUAUCUGGCUUAAUGGGACAUAACUAUUAUGUAUCAUUGGAAGGGAGUAGAUCUGUAUGUGAGAGUAUUGUGAAGACUGCUGAGUAUCUCACCUGUUUAGUUUUCAAAAUAAGACAACAGAUGGUAUGUGGGUGGGUGGGAUGGGACAGUGUGCAACUUUUCAAACAAAAUUGUAGAACAGGAAAAGGAAAUAUUUUUAUCAGAUAGCAGUCUCAUUUAAGGAAAUUUGUCUGUCAGAGCACUUGUGUGUGUGAGAGAGAGAGAGACUGGUGAGAUAUUUAGCAUAGUGUGUGUGUGUGUGUGUGUGUGAAGGUUUAAUGUAAGAUAUAUUUCAAGAUAGAUUUGUUUCAUGGUGUUUCUAUUAGUGUUUGUUUACUAUUGUAAACUGACUAUAGAUCUUGGGACAUUCCUAGCAUGAAGGUUUUAUAUAUCCGUGCCAAGCUUUGAGAGAUUUUCCUGAAUAUUCAGACAUUUGGUGCAAGUUUCAUGGCUCCAUUUUCUACUCAUGAUCAGUCAAAUAUGAUUCCUGGACUACAAAUGUGAACUGAUUUAAAAUUUAACAUUAUUAUUUAUUUUUAUUUUUAUUUUAUUUAUUUUAUUUUUUUUUCUCUCUCUUCCAUUGUGUGUGUGUGUCUGUGUGUGUGUCAUUGAGUCAGACUUGUAAUGUGCCCGUCUUUUUAAAAUAUCGUAUUGUCUCAGAUAUAUUUACAUGUGUGUUUGUGUGUGUGUGUGUGCACGCGAGUGUGUGUGGACACAUUCGCUUAGCAAUCUUGAAACAGCUUGAGCUUGGUUUGCCGGUCUGUGUAUUUGUAAGGUAACAAUAACCCAGUGCAUUUAGGUACCAAAGAAUAAUUCCUAUUAACAGGUUGAGUUACUCUUGUAUUUUUAAAGAGGCACAGUUUUCCACCAGUACUAUGUAGUAGAGUAGGCGAGGGAAGCAGCUGUGUGUUGGGGAGGAUUGUUUCUGGCCAGUAUUGAAGCAGGUACUCGGUGCAACGGACACCACCUCAGAUGAUUCCCUGGCACGUUGCUCUUCCUAUCCCUGUAUCCUUGAAGCUUAUCAUUGGUGAAUUUCAUGGCAGUUAUCAAUGGAGAUGUGAUAUUUUGUAAAACUUUUGUAUUUUUCAUAGAUGUAGCUAUGUAUGUACUAUUGAUUGUGUGUGGUUGUCAAGCACAGUGUGGAUAGUAUUGUCAUAUAGACUUGGAAUUUUUUUGUUUUGGGGCUCUUGUUAAGACAAUUCUCAAAGGCCAGUGAUGAUUGGUCAGGCUCUCAUGAGUAUUUUUUUUCUAUUGAUAGUGCAGAAUUCUUGUAAAUCUCUUUCUAGAAUCAAGUACUCCUGAGAUUCUCAAUAACUUCCAUUAGAGUCUGCUGAAAAUUUGUUGAGGUCUUGUCAUAACUAUUUUCAAAGGCCACACAUGAUUGGUGUCUUUCUCGCGAGUGUUUUGUCUAAGUUGAUAGUGCAGAAUUGCAGGUCAACUAUCUCACACCUAAGAGAACCUCAACAACUUCCACUAGAGCGUGCUGAAAGUUGGGAGAGACUAGAUGCUGAUAUGUUUGGGAAUGUGGAUGAGUGUGAUAUCUGUCGUUUUGGGGACUCAUGUACAGAGAAGUAAGACCCGUCAGAUCUGUAGAAAUUCCUCACUUCCUUUGAAUUGAAGUCCUUUAGUGCAAUUUACAUCCCCAUUCUUUGUUUCAGCAUCGUGUAUAAGAUGGCUUAUUUGUUCCUAGGUUGGGUUAUCUAUGUGAUCCUUCAUCCAGCAUUCCUCUCUUAAUAUGACAAGGAUGUGUUUGUUCAUUGUGUUACAUAUAUUCUAAUACAGCAAGCUCCAUUGAUGUGCAAGAUAGAAAAGAAGGGAAGAAACAACUUGAAAUUGUACGUUUUUAUUGUUCUCACAUGUAUGUUAUGUAUAGAAAAAUAAGAAAUUAGUUAAGAGGAUACACAACUCUAAAUCAUAACCAUGUUUUUAAAGGUAUUCCACAUUUGUUGUAUAAGGGUAACAAAGUUCUUUAAUGUCGAGUAAAAUGUGUUUUGUAUAGGAUAAUGAGAAGAGGUUCUUAGUAUUAUGGAUACAUUUACUUUUAGGAUACUGUUAACAAUAUGUCUCAUUGUAUGCUGAAUGUUGGAUCACAUAAUUGUAUAAUUAGGAAACAGAGCUUGCAGAGGUGAUCUAAUGAUUGCUAGCUUUAUAAGUAUAACAUACAGAGCUUGUAAAGAUGAUCUAAUUUUCAUUAUGUUUAUAAUUGUGACACAGGCAACUAACAGAGAUGUGAUAUUCAUAAAGCUGUACAACAAUACGGCAAAUGUGACCAGUAAGCUUAUAACUCUAUGACGGCUUAGUUUGUGAUGAUGAGAAGGGACUAGACUGGUGACCUGAGUCUCCUUUCGUGGGAUGCUCAACAUGCUUGGUGGGACCAACAUUGUAUUCAUGUGUGUGUGUGUGUGUGUGUGUGUGUGUGUGAGAGAGAGAGAGAGAGAGAGAGAGAGAGAGAGAUAAGACAAGGGUGACUGAUAAGUGAGUGGUCCCAGUAAAAGCAGGAUCUGGGUAUGGAGGGAUCAGAGAGGGGUGACAAGUGAGAGAUGCGAUUGCAGGUGUACCAAUGGUGGAGUUGCUCUGCCUUGUCCACCUCUUGUGCCACUCAACUCAUCUGAGUUUAGUCUUAAUGCAGCUAUUUUUUAAAUAUCUAUUAAGUUCUUUGCUGUUAUUAGUAUUAACAUGUGGUUUCUCAGUUGAAAUCAUAAUUAUGUACACAUUUUUAAGUCUAAAAAGCUCCCAAUUUCUAUGUACUAACAGCAGUGAACACAAUGAUGGUGAUUAAGGGAACACUAGUAAACAGCUGAGCAUGAGUCAGGAAGCAACACCACAGCCAGAACAGAGCACUCCAGAAUGCACUGCAUGGUGUGUGUGAGUAGUAUGUAGCCGUGAUUCCCGUCAAAGAAGGAGACUAUUGUAAAGUAGAAUUCGAUAGUGUGGCCCUUUUUUUUUUUUUUUUUUUUACAUCAAAAUAGUAUUGUGGCAUCUGUCUGUGAUAAUGUUGAUCAAUUUAGAAUAAAAGAGUCAUGUAUAAAUUGUUCUUAUUUAUUUCACACCAACACAGGCAAGACAGAAGGCUCUCCUGCAACAGCACUCUUCAGUACAGGUUAGCAAGGCAGCUCCUUACCUGAGGCAACAUAGAUGCUCUGAGAAGAGGCAAACAGGUGAGAAAACAAGCCUCAGUACGAACACCUCUGUGGUCUCAAAAGCAUGUGCAGGUAUUAUGCAGUCAUAUACGAGUUCAUUCAUUUUAGGUAGGUUGUUUACUUCUUUCUAAAUGGUGUACAACCUCAUACCAUUGAUUCACCAAUCAUUUUCUUGGUUACAACUUCACAUCAAUCACUCACUUAUCAUUGUUUCUUAUUAUAACCUCAUAUCAGUCAUUCACUAAUCAAUGUUCCUCUGUUCCAAACUCACAUCAGUCAAUUGCCAAUCAUUCUCUCUCUCUCUCUCUCUCUCUCUCUCUCUCUCUCUCUCUCUCUCUCUCUCUCUCUCUCUCUCUCUC